AUGGAGCCUAAUAACGACAUCCGUGGGCUGAGCUCUUACUAUCACCACUCACAGCUCCACCACCAAACCACCACUCUACCAUCACCACCCCACUCCGCCGCUGCCAUCGUCGCCACAAAUUCCUUCCCCAUAAAUGCAGUUGUACCCAACAGUGCAACAACCAACAACAGCGGCUACCCACGCACCGUUCCUUCAGCGGUAUCGUCGCCUCUGGAGACCGUGAAGAGAAAGAGGGGAAGGCCAAGAAAGUACGGGACCCCCGAGCAAGCCGCUGCUGCUAAGCGACUCUCCAGCUCGGCUUCUUCGGUGGCUUCCCCCAAGAAAAGGGGCCAGGGUUUGGCGGUGGCUGACACUAUUGGCUCUUCGUCUUAUUCUUCCAAGAAAUCCCAGUUGGCUGCAUUUGGCAUUGUUGGCCAAGGCUUCACACCUCACAUCAUCUCCGUGGCAGCCGGAGAAGAUGUGGGUCAGAAGAUCAUGUCAUUUGUGCAACAGAGCAAACGUGAAAUUUGUAUUAUGUCAGCUUCUGGUUCGGUCUCUAUUGCAUGUCUACAUCAGCCAGCAUCAUCUGGAGGCAGUGUUACAUAUGAGGGGCUAUUUGACAUCCUUUCUUUAUCUGGAUCUUACACGUGCACUGAACUUGGAGGGAGAACUGGAGGACUUAGGGCAUGUCUAUCUAGCGUUGAUGGCCAUAUCAUUGGUGGUGGAGUUGGUGGACCCCUUACCGCUGCAGGACCGAUUCAGGUAAUUGUUGGUACCUUCCUAGUAGACACGAAGAAGGAUGUUACUGGCAAGCCACUGUCACCAAUUGGUGGGGCAUCCGCGUCUAGUCUGACCUUCCGUUCACCUGUUGAUUCUCCUCAUCAAACUGUUGUUGGAAGUCAAUACAUGAUACAGCACCAGAGCAUGCAAUUAACACCUUCACAUGUGAUGGAAUGGAGAGAUGCCCACCAAUCUCCUGAGAAUAGCGACUAUGAUCCCGUUCCAGAAUAG
Fraxinus pennsylvanica is the source of this 990-nucleotide messenger RNA. NCBI's taxonomy places the organism in Eukaryota, Viridiplantae, Streptophyta, Magnoliopsida, Lamiales, Oleaceae. The record is from the annotation of a GenBank genome assembly.